Molecule: messenger RNA, 3511 nt
Organism: Drosophila navojoa
Lineage: Eukaryota; Metazoa; Arthropoda; Insecta; Diptera; Drosophilidae
Gene: Dna2
Product: DNA replication helicase/nuclease 2
Biological process (GO): replication fork reversal
Cellular component (GO): cytoplasm
Molecular function (GO): single-stranded DNA helicase activity; 5'-flap endonuclease activity
Source: RefSeq, a predicted model, not a curated record
ACACACUGGUUUGUAAAUUUUGGCGCGGCUGAAAUGGAAUGUGCGGGAAAAUAAUGAUGUGCAAGGAUUUAUUUAAAAACUACAAUUAAAUCAACAUAAACUGCUAUGCAAGCAGCAAAACGAGUGUUGUCACCCAGUAAGGCUGACAAUGUGUCGGCGCCAAGCAAGAAGUACAAAAAGCCACUUGAGAUCAACGUGCAGCCGCCGCCGCUUCCAACCGAUCAGGAGAACUAUGAUUUUUUGUUGGACGACGACGACGAUUUCGAUGUGAGUGCAUUGGAUGCGGCCACAAUUGCAAAGAGCAUUGAUCUGAGUAGUUGGCAACGCUGCGUGGUGCUGCAGCUGGAGCGUCUGCCCAGGACACAUGAUUUGGUGCUGCAAUUGCGCAGCGAUGAAGACGCGGAAGCAAAAGCUGUUUGCCAUUUGCAGGCUCCAUGGAACCAAACGCCACUGGAGCAGGGCGAUCUGCUGUCACUCAAGGCAGAGUGGCAGCCCACACUGGCUGCCUAUGUGGUGAACAAGGAGCAGGGAUAUUGCGUUAUACAUCCAGAUCUGCUCAUCUCAAGCACUUCAGUGACGGGUUCGUUGUUCUGCCGCCGCAAGGCCGUGCUGCAGGAUCGUUUCCGUGGCGUUGACUCAACUAACGCGGUGAUGAUCGUUGGCACAUUGGUGCAUGAGCUGCUGCAGACCGUUUUGUCGCAGCGUUUGCGCCAGAAGUCACAAGUGGAGGAUGCACUGCAGCAAAUGCUGCAUAGUACUUCUCUGGCCCAGCAGCUCUAUGCCGGGCAGCUGAAUCGCGCGGAGAUCGAGCUACAGCUACAUAAAUUUGUGGCACCCAUUGUUGACUUUGUGGCCCAAUAUGUGGAGGGCAAGCUGCCGUCGGUACAGCCGGCGGAAAUGUACAAGGGUCGGAUUGAUCAAAUACACGAUAUUGAAGAAAAUCUAUGGGUGCCGCAGCUGGGACUCAAGGGCAAGGUCGAUGUGUCUGUGCACGUUUGCAACAGAAAGCAGCCGAUUCCUUUGGAGUUGAAAACUGGACGCGCCAGUUUCUCGAUGGAGCACAAGGGUCAGCUAUUGCUAUAUCAACUAAUGCACUCGGCUCUGGGUCAGGAGACGCGCAGUGGCCUUUUGCUCUACUUGCGCGAAGGCAUUCUGCGCGAGGUGCACGAGGGUCGCAACGAACAACGUGAUCUCAUCCUGCUGCGCAACGAUCUGGCCCAUUAUCUAACACGCGAUGUCCAGCUGCCAGUGGCCAACGAACCACUCUCGCUGACCGAACAGCCUGACAAACUGCUGCAGCCCUUGCAGCUGCCCGAACCCAUUUCGCAUCAUAGUGCCUGCGGCAAUUGUGCCUAUGCCACGCUCUGCUGCAGCUUUGCCAGCACAGAUCCUCAACUGGAGUUGAGUGAAUCGCAUCCGCUGCGACGCCUAAUGCCACAGGUUCUGGAGCAUCUGAAUCAAGCAGACUAUGAGUAUGUGUUCCAUUGGUGCGGCCUGUUGGCGCUCGAGGAACAACAGGCGCGUCAAUCGCAUCAGCUGCGUGCGCUUUGGACGGAGACACCAGCCAAGAGACAGCAGCUGGGUCGCGCCAUACAACAGCUGCAAUUGCCUAAGGAUCACAAGGCGCGUCUAGUGGAUGGACGCUAUGAACAGAAAUUGAUUCUAUCCAAAGAGGCGGAGAGUGACCUUAAUCUAACGCUCAGCGGCUUCGAGCUGGGCGAAUAUGUGAUCAUCAGCUGUACAACUCGGCUGGCCAUUGCCGCCGGGUACAUAACAGCGCUGGAGCCGCGCAGCCUCUGCCUGCAGCUGGAGCGAGAUCUUGGCCAGCGUUAUGCGCUGGCGAGCUUUAUAGUGGACAAACAUGAGUCGCAGAGCUUUGCCAGCUUCAAUUUUACGAAUCUGGCGCAGCUUUUGGCGCCCAGUGAACGUGCGGCCCAAUUGCGCUCCAUUGUAAUAGGCCGUAGACGGCCAAAGCAGCAAAAGAUGCUGCCGCGCAUCAUUGGCAGCAAGGGCGGGCCCAUGCUGCGCGCCUUGAAUAAGGUGCAGCAGGUGGCUGCCUUGCGUGCGCUCACCACCGACACACAUCUGCUGAUCAAGGGGCUGCCCGGAACGGGUAAGACCCAGACUCUGGUAGCCAUUGUGCGGCUGCUGCAUCUAAUGGAGCGCACUGUGAUAAUUACAGCCCAAACGCAUUCCGCUGUUGAUAAUCUACUGUUGCGUCUGCUGCCCUAUAAUCUGCCGCUGAUGCGUUUGGGUAGCAGUGCUCGAAUCCAUCCGCAAUUGCAGGAGAUCAGCGAGGCACAGUUGACGGCGAACUGCGAAACAGUUGAACAGUUGACGUCAGCAUUCCAAAAGCCAAGCAUUGUGGGCGUCACCUGUCUGGGUGCCGGACAUGCCCUGUUCCAGCAUCGCCAGUUCGACUAUUGUAUUGUGGAUGAAGCCACUCAGGUGCUGCAGCCGGCGGUUUUGCGUGCGUUGAGCCACAGCAGCCGUUUUCUACUUGUUGGCGAUCCGGAACAACUGCCCCCGCUCGUCCGCAGCCGCGAGGCGCGUCUACGCGGCGCUGACGAGAGUCUAUUCCAGCGCCUAGAUUGUGAGGAGGCCACAGCUGUGCUAACACUGCAGUAUCGCAUGAAUCGCAGCAUUACGCGACUGGCCAACCACUUGACCUACGGCCAGGCACUCCAGUGCGCCAGUGAACAGGUUGAGAAUGCCAAAUUGCAGCUGCAGCCCCUAGCCGAGUGCUGUCCUUGGGUGCAGCGCACGUUGCAAACGCAUUUGGAGCAAGCGGUCUUUCUGUUGGACACGGACGAUUGUGCCCAACGCUGUCAGGAGUAUGUUGAUGCAUCCAAACAGCUGGGCAAUACCAGCGCCGCCAUCGAACAGCAUUAUGGCGAAGCCGUUGAGCAAACAAUGCAAUCAACUCAACAACAAUCAGCUCGUUCCCGUCGUGUGCCCAAGUACAGUAACUAUUGCGAGGCGGCGAUUGUGUUGCAUUUGUUGCGCCAAUUGCUGCAGGCGGGCUACGAUGCUUCACGCAUCGGUGUCAUUGCACCAUAUCGCGCGCAGGUGGAGUUGCUGCGCAAACUGGGCGAGCAUCUGCCCGGCGUAGAGUUCAAUACGGUUGAUCAGUACCAGGGACGCGACAAGGAUCUAAUCAUCUAUAGCUGUACAAAAACAGGCAGCACCACUGCCGAGCAAGGCAUGGAACGUUCACACGAGGCUGAAAUCCUCGAGGAUCAACGGCGAUUAACUGUUGCCAUUACACGUGCCAAGCACAAAUUGAUUUUAUUGGGCGAUAUCAAAUGCCUGAAUCGCUAUACGCCCUUUCAAAAGCUUUUCAAUCAUAUUCCCGAACGCUGUCGUCUGCAGUUGGACGACGGCCGCCUGGGCUUUAGCUGGCAGCAGGUACUCCAUGAGCUGGAACAGCUCCAAGCUAGCAAGUGAGUAAAGAAUAGGAUUAUAUUUAUUUGUGUUUACUAAAUAUAUGAGCGAUGCGUACAAAGUUAUU